UAAAUAAAAGUAGUUACGAAGCAGCUGAGGGAACAGAAAAAAAAAACCCACAACAAAACCAGCUGCAGGUUCCAGGCGCUUUCUGUUCGAGGUUUAUCAUUUUAUUUAUAUAGAAAUAUAAGAUCUUUUUUUUUCUCCAGAUGUCCUGCAGUUUUGUUGGCUCGCUUUCCAUCCCGGGGCUCUGAAGUCGCCCAGGUUGUGUCCAGGACGAGUUUGAAGACGUGCGGAGGAAUCUGGUGUUUGUGCUCUCGGGCCUGCUCGGAGGCUCAUCAGGAUUAAUAAGGCGGCAUGGCGGACACUCAAGCCCAGUCCAGCGUUCCGAACGGUACUGGUGAUGAUCCGGAGCCAGAGGAGGGAAGAGGGAGUGAAGGAGACUCUGCUUCACCUACAGAGGAUCAGAUACGAACCGAUUCAGAGUUGAGCCCACAGCAGGAGCAGCCAGCUGGAGAAGAGGAGGACGAGGAGGAAGAGGACACGGACAGCAUGGAUGGCAGCCUUAUGUACUCUUUUGUGGAGGAGGGGAAGGAGCAGGAGAGCGCGGGAGGCGGGCGGAGGGAACGAGCGAAAAAAGAUGACAACAGGAGAGCGGGCCGGAAGCGGAACCGACCCACGUCACGCCACUCCUCCAGCUCUGACGACGACGAGGAUGACGAUGACGAUGAGGACGAUGAUGAAAACGAAGGAGAAGAUGAAGACGAGAACGAAAAGGAAGAAGCAGACAUGGAGGCGUGGCUUGGGGCGGAGUUAAAGGAAAUGAGCAAGCCGAAGUGGCACGCGGUGCCGUCUCUGCGGGCACGGGAGAUCGGGAAGAACUCGGCGCAGUUUGUGAAGGGCGUGUGCGGCUCUCGGGGCCUGGUGCAGCGUUUGGAGCUGCAGGCUCGGCUGGAGCGGCACAGCGGCUGCGUCAACACACUCCACUUUAACCCGUCCGGGACGCGCCUCGCCUCGGGCAGCGACGACCUGCAAGUCGUCAUCUGGGACUGGGCCAGACGCCGCGCCGAGCUCGAGUUUGAAAGCGGGCACAAGAGCAACGUCUUUCAGGCGAAGUUUCUCCCUCACAGCGGCGACUCCACGCUGGCCAUGUGCGCCCGAGACGGCCAGGUCCGGAUCGCCGAGCUGUCCGCCACGCAACGCUGCAAAAACACAAAACGCGUGGCUCAGCACAAAGGUGCUGCACACAAGCUGGCCCUGGAGCCGGAUUCCCCCUGCUGUUUCCUCUCCACCGGAGAAGACGCCGUUGUGUACUGCAUUGACCUGCGCGUCGAACGACCCGCCAACAAACUGGUGGUGGUGAAGGAAGGCAACAAGAAGGUGGGUCUCUACACCAUCCACGUGAAUCCGGCCAACACGCAUCACUUCGCCGUCGGAGGAAGAGAUCAGUACCUUAGGAUCUACGAUCAGAGGAAGAUCAACGAAAACGAGAACAAUGGCGUACUCAAGAAGUUCUGCCCGUCUCACCUGGUGUCCAGCGAAUCCAAAAUGAACAUCAGUUGCUUAGUGUACAGCCAUGACGGCUCAGAGCUGAUCGCGAGUUAUAAUGACGAGGACAUUUAUCUGUUCGACUCGAGUCACAGCGACGGCGCAGAUUACCGACAGAGAUACAAAGGACACCGGAACAAUGCCACAGUUAAAGGCGUGAACUUCUACGGGCCGUGCAGUGAGUUCAUAGUGAGCGGCAGCGACUGCGGACACAUUUACCUGUGGGACAAACACUCGGCCCGCGUGGUGCAGUUCAUGGAAGGAGACCGAGGCGGAGUGGUGAAUUGUUUAGAGCCUCACCCUCAUCUCCCGGGUCUGGCCACCAGCGGUUUAGAUCACGAUGUGAAACUCUGGGCUCCGACUGCGGAGAACCCCACCACCCUGAAAGGCCUCAAAGAGGUGAUGAAAAAGAAUAAGCGCGAGCGUGAUGAGGUCAGCACCCGGCACGGUGAACAAUACGAUACACAGCUCCUCUGGUUCCUGAUGAGACACAUGAGGAACCGCAGACCUCUUAGAACUCAGAGCCGACACGGAGAAGGCGGAGACGGAGACACAGACACAGAGUCCUGGAAGGACACUUCAGCGAUGAUGAUGAUGAUGAAGACGUUUGAAGCGCUUGCUUCUCGAGCCCCUUCCUUCUCCGAAGAGCUCCCGUCACCCCGUAGCAUCCCGAGUGUGCAACUCGACUCCGUCGUCUCAGCUUCCUGUCUUUCCCUCGAGUUUUGCUGGCUGCCCUGUGGAUUCCUGUGGGCUUCAUCCCAAAUGGCUCCCUACAGGACACUUAACGGAGUGUGCAAGUCGUUUCUAAAGAAAAACAAACCCUCGAACAAUUAUGGGACGUGUAAUACUCCGUACACACCAUAUAGAGCUGGAAUUCGUGAUGUAGUGCACUUGCUACUUCGUACCCUUCAGCUGAUCGCGAGUUAUAAUGACGAGGACAUUUAUCUGUUCGACUCGAGUCACAGCGACGGCGCAGAUUACCGCCAGAGAUACAAAGGACACCGGAACAAUGCCACAGUUAAAGGCGUGAACUUCUACGGGCCGUGCAGUGAGUUCAUAGUGAGCGGCAGCGAUCAUGACACAUUUACCUGUGGGACAAACACUGCCCGCGUGGUGCAGUUCAUGGAAGGAGACCGAGGCGGAGUGGUGAAUUGUUUAGAGCCUCACCCUCAUCUCCCGGGUCUGGCCACCAGCGGCUUAGAUCACGAUGUGAAACUCUGGGCUCCGACUGCGGAGAACCCCACCACCCUGAAAGGCCUCAAAGAGGUGAUGAAAAAGAAUAAGCGCGAGCGUGAUGAGGUCAGCACCCGGCACGGUGAACAAUACGAUACACAGCUCCUCUGGUUCCUGAUGAGACACAUGAGGAACCGCAGACCUCUUAGAACUCAGAGCCGACACGGAGAAGGCGGAGACGGAGACACAGACACAGAGUCCUGGAGUUCGCCGGAAUCUUCUGACGAUGAGGAUGGAGGCCCUGACCAUGUCCAGUGCAUGUCCUCCUGAGCCACACACACACACACACACACACACACACACACACACACACACACACACACACACCCGCCCAUGGCUUUGUAUUUAAGCAUAUGCACUGAUUCACACUGCAAGUACAAUGCCAGCAACACACACACACACACACACACACACAAACACACACAAACACACACAGACACAGACAAAUGGCUUUAUACAGAAGAGUGUGGGAGAGAUUAUUGGAAUAAUGUAGUCACUUUCUCUUACACACACACACACACACACACACACACACACACACACUUCACACACACGCAAAGUAACUAGGUAACAAAAUGAAAAAAAUAUUUUUAUAAGCAUUCUGCAAUCAAAACACACCCUAUUUUGGCCCAUCCACACACACACACACACACACACAAAAGCAGUUACACUUCACACACUGGAGCAGACGAGGAUGAGAUUACGGCUUCUUGCUCUCUUGUUUCUGGACAUCAUGGACCCUACAGAGGACACUUCAGUGAUGAUGAUGAUGAUGAAGACGUUUGAAGCGCUUGCUUCUCGAGCCCCUUCCUUCUCCGAAGAGCUCCCGUCACCCCGUAGCAUCCCGAGUGUGCAACUCGACUCCGUCGUCUCAGCUUCCUGUCUUUCCCUCGAGUUUUGCUGGCUGCCCUGUGGAUUCCUGUGGGCUUCAUCCCAAAUGGCUCCCUACAGGACACUUAACGGAGUGUGCAAGUCGUUUCUAAAGAAAAACAAACCCUCGAACAAUUAUGGGACGUGUAAUACUCCGUACACACCAUAUAGAGCUGGAAUUCGUGAUGUAGUGCACUUGCUACUUCGUACCCUUCGUAGUUAUACAAAGAAUUGAACCAGACCCAGAUUAAUUAGUGCACUAUGGAUUAAAAGCAUGCACGAUACGAUUCUCGUCCCCUACGUAGUGCACUUAGGGACUAAUUGACACACAAGGUGACAUCUAGAAUAUAUUUCACUGCAUAGGGUGUAAGAUUUUCCACUGUAGUGCUGAUUGUUUGACUCGUCCGAUAGACGGUGCACUACUACUGCUAAUCAGUGUCGUUAGCGCCAUGAGAGACGCACCGAGUGCACUACGUAGGGUCCGACAAGCCAGUGUUUAUUAUAUGAAGUAGAGAACCAUUUGGUAUUGAACCAAAAUCCCAAGCAGGACAUAGUGGCUCGGCCUUGUCCCAAUCUUAAGUCUUGUGUCUUUUGUAGUAAAUGUUGUUCUUUUUUCUUUUAUUCUUAAUUUUCUGCUUUUUCACCAGAAACGUUUUUGCUUUUUGUACGGGACGAGAAGAGAAAAAAAAAACAUGUUAAAACGACUUUGUAUGUACAUAUGAAUAUAUAAAUAUAUAUAAAUAUGUAUAAAAAAAUUUAAGAUCUCCUUCAUGCUCCUGUAUCCGAAAUCCAGUUCAGAGAUUUAUAUUGUUAUACGGGAAAAACAAUAAAAAGUUUUCUUUCUCUGAAGUCAAGAAAGUCAUCUGACACUGUAUCUUGUUUUUUUGUUUGUUUUUUAACUCAAUUCUUUUUUUGAUGGUUGUAGAGAUUGUUGAGUUAAUUUUUUUUUUUAGCGCACUGCUGCCUCAUAAAUGUUAUUGGUUCAGCUGAGAAAAUAAAUAAAAACGUACAACUUCUGUGCAGAUUAAAAAAAUAGAAAAGGCUGUUUA
Molecule: messenger RNA, 4631 nt
Organism: Silurus meridionalis
Lineage: Eukaryota; Metazoa; Chordata; Actinopteri; Siluriformes; Siluridae
Gene: dcaf8
Product: DDB1 and CUL4 associated factor 8
Exons: 19
Coding region: 289-2982 (897 amino acids)
Cellular component (GO): Cul4-RING E3 ubiquitin ligase complex; cytoplasm
Molecular function (GO): protein binding
Source: RefSeq, a predicted model, not a curated record